AUGGCCGUGUGUAUACUAUAUACUGGGGUGCUGUGUGUGCUCAUUUAAAGGUCCACACAGACACAUACAACAAAGAUCGAUAUCUUCCCGGGUGUACUCGGCUUUUCUUUAUAACAAUCCCAUCAAGUUUGGACAGGCUACUGUACGGCUAUGUUCUAGUGGCAUUAUCAGAGACUGCCGGGAAGGUAAACAGACAUGGACAUCGGUCGGCGGUUGUAGGACUGACAUACACAACUCGCGGAUAUUUCCGGGCUCCAGAUAGGUAUAUUCCGGCCUGAGACACGGUGGGAUUUCGGCCGGGAGUAUUUUAAAUGGGAUUAGCGCGGAUUACCUCUUAACGUUUUGCUUCGCUGUGAGAUUUCAUUGAAAGUUGACAAGUGGAUAUUAACACUGAAGUGUAUCACUGUUGAAUUUAACAUUCAUAGAGCCACAGAACGGUGUAUGCAGAGUAUAGCGUUAGUAUACCUGUGUUACCGACUCUCCCGAUAACGUGUGCCCCAUACCUGUACCAGUAGCAUAGCGAAAUGAGGUGACCUCUGGAUACCACAGACAUGGAUUUCUCUAAGUUCCGGGAGUCCGGGGAUCUAUCGGACAUCGUCGUUAUCCUGGGAGGCACGGAGUUCCCUCUACACAGGUUUCCGCUGUAUGCCAAAUCUGAAUACUUUGUCAAGGUCAGUCGUACCUCCCCGGCUGACAGCAACAAAGUGGAACUGCUCGACUUCCCCGGAGGUGCGGACAUAUUCGGAAUUGUGGCGGACUUUUGCUACAAUAUGAAGAUUGACAUGACCAAGAACAAUAUUGUGCAGAUUCGUUGUGCCGCUGAGUAUCUUCAGAUGACGGGGACUGGAAAUCUUAUAGAGAUAAGCGACAAAUUCCUGCAAGACACCAUCACUUCCGGUAAGCUCAGCCGUUCCACGGGUGCCAUAACGUCUCUGCUACUUUAUUGUGUUACAAUCGGUCCGCUAGCGGAAGUGGCUGGGAUCGUAGAGGCGUGUUCGGAUGCUAUGGUGGAGUCGUGGCUCAAACCUCCCACAAAGUUCACAGAUCCUAGUAACCUGAAAAAGCAGGGAAGCUCAGUUGAUAAACGUGAUGACAAGACACUGAAGGGUCUUUGUAAUCUUCCUCUUGAGUGGUUCGUCAAGCUGAUGACUUCAGCUAGAGAGUGUGGAGUGCGACCGGGUCUCCUUGCCGACAUGGCCACCCGUUACAUCAGUCUGGUCUUGGAUAGAGAUGACAGUGAAAAGAGUAUGCAAGAUGCUGGUUCGAAGCCUGGGAAGGAAAGUGCUGAAAAGUCGACAAGUAAGAUAGAUGCGGUCAAGGGCACGAAAAAAAUAGACGCUGGGCACGUUCUAGAUGCUGUUAUAAUGGAACUUCCGGAAGAAGCGUUUUCUGAUGAAGUAAUGACUAUUGACUGGAUUACAAGAACUUUUAAAUUGGCGACAUUGCGUGGUUGUCGUUGUAGGCGACCUUUAGUGAAAGCGGCGGGAGAAAUAAUGAAUAAACUUGCACCGGAUGACCUGUGUAUUAUAUCGCCUUCUCUGUUACGUGACAUUGUGCAGGAGUCGUGUAACGACGAGGGAGAGGCCGAAAGGGCCUGCAGGAUUAUAGACACAUACAUGGCGGAGAUGGUGAGGAAAGGUGUGCUGACGGGCGAAACGUUCCGGCUAUUGGCAUCUGCCGCUCCAGACGAGGCUCGCAAGAGUCAUGAUCAGCUUUAUGGCAUACUUGAGUAUGUUCUCACGGCAGAAAGAGACAAAAUGAGUGACGACCAGCAACAGGAGCUUGUCAAUCGAGUGAACUUUACUUUGGUGAGCGAGGACAUAUUGCACCAAGCGCUUGCUUCAGACUUUAUUCCACCAGCGUACGUAGCAAAAGGCGCAUUGGCUUUGUGUGCUCGUCUGAAGAAAGAUCUAGAGGUGAUGACAGCAACGGCAUCGAAACAGGACGAAGAGCUCCGAAAAUACAACUACAGCUACAAGAGAGGAAAAGUGACGACAACUCCUGCGCCCAGGUCGGCGUAUAGCUCAGCCCCUCCCUAUCAACGCGGGGGGCUCUCCGACACAGAUUACGAGCCGACGAAGGACAGCGACCCGCUAAAGGUACUAGACAGCAUGCUAAGCGGUACGGACAGGCAGACAGACGAAGUCCUGGCGUCAGCAAGAAACAAGCUGGCUUCUGGUGCAGGUGCAGGGGUACCCUACAACUCCUUUCGGCCAGUACAAUUAGGGGAGCACGACAUCAGCUUCGAGGAGGAACUUGAGUUCAAAUACGACCGUGCAUUUCGGGCCAUGGACAAUUCUAGAGCCAAGCCUCGUUCUGGCGGAUAUGGUUACAGGUCAUCAUUCCGGUACUGAUCUCCGAGUCUCGUGUCGACGAACUUUCAACAAUUUCAUCAACGAAAAUGUAAAAGCAUUUGUAAAUUAUAUGCAGAUUUCAUGUUGGUGUAUUUGACACUCUGAAAAUGAACUAAGGAUCCCCGUACCACUGCCGUAUCUAGGCUUUAUAAAGUGUUAGUUUGUCGGCAUCAACAAAAUAUUAUCAACAACAAUGUUAUGAAUGUAAACAAAUUUAGCUGGUCUAGACCGGAUUCGAACCCUGGACUUUAGAUUGUUAUAUACUAUAACUCUAACUGACUGCGCUGUCUUGGCCCGUAUUCAUGAAACCGUUCUCAUACUCAAACUCAGAUUCUGUGCCCAAGCCAAAGUUCUUGUUCUGGCUAUAUAAACAUACAAAUCACUUGUUGUCAAUGAUUUGGAAGAGGUUUGGAGAUACGGAAAUCCGAAUAGCGUUUUCAAAGUCACACAUGACUUCUUGACAAUGUUACUGACAAAAUUUAAGCGAGUUACAAGAAAGUUAGCUUGAGAGCAGAAUCCAUACUAAGCACGAGAUGGUUUCAUGGAUAUGGGCCCUGGCCGUCUACGGAAGUGCUCUGGUCCAACUGUGCUGCUGUCAUAAACAAAACGAAAUCAAGGGGAGGUUACUGUAUAUAUACGAAAAAACAUAGUGCAGUGGGACAAUCAUUCUGAAGUUGAACGGUUGGAGAUUUUGUUCAUGCCCUCGUCUGUGUCUUACAAAACGUCACGUGGCAUGUGAAAGAAUAUACUUAUAGGAUGUGUAUCGAGGGGGAGGCAAUGUACAAUAGCUUAAGUUUAAUUACACCUGUUGUCCUUGUCUUAAGAAGCUCUGUGAACUGAUUUAGUCAAAGUAUCAACCUGUUAAUGUGGAGAGUUCCCACAUUUUUCUACUCUAUAUAGACUUUGGUUUUUUUUUCUGUUAAAUUUAUGUUAUUUCCUCUAUAUUCACGUGUGGAAUAUUCAAGGGAGUUGGAAAAUUUUGAAAUCUUUCCCAGUAAUGUUACAGAAAAACAUUAACAGAACAAAUACGAUCGAAGCUCGCGGUUUUAUAGUUAAAUUGUUCGGGGCUGUGUCACAUGUGUGUUAUAUGUAUCACUUUGAAAUGACACGUGUCACUUGUGCGUUAUAUGUAUCACUUUGACGUGACACGUGUCAUUUGUAUUAUAUAUGUAUCGCUUUGAUGUGACACAUUUCAAAUGUGUUUUAUGUAUCACUUUGAUGUGACACAUGUCAAAUGUGUAUUAUGUAUCACUUUGACGUGACACGUGUUACUUGGAUGUAAUAUGUAUCACUUAAAUUGAAUCGUUUACAAACUGAUUGCAAAACCAUUGCUUUUAUCCGGUUUUUAUUAAGUUAUCAUUUAAAUAUUGAACCUGUAUUGUUCAGUUCUAACUGUUAUAUAACGACAACAUCAGUAGCUCAAUUGUAACUCAGCGUUUCAUUAGUGAUGUCACAUGAACGUGAUAUGAACGGAGUGUGGACAUAACAUAUAGGACUGUGUUGAUAUGUUAAUUUGUAUACAUUUUAUAUAGCUUGUCACCCAAUAUAACUUCGAUGUGUUUCUUCUGAAUAACAGCAACACACACAAAAAAUCAAAUGAUUUUUGUGAUGUUGAAUAAGCACACUAAUCAAUAUGGUGGAAGUCGUUACCUCUAGGACGAACUUAUUUACAACAUUCCAUUUCUCUGUGUAGGUAGUCCUCGAACAUAAUUUGUAGAUACAUAUAAUACUUAAGUAUUUCCGUGGUCCACCAGGUAACCUUAUAAAACAUGAUAUCCUGUGUAUAGAAUACCGGUAUGUGUAUCCCCAAAUUACCUAGGUCAUACGGAAAUAUCUUAAUGUGUCUGAUUGUUGCUAGGCUAGACAUGUUGGGAUGAACGGGAAAUACCAGGGGAUGUCGUGGGAUGAACGGGAAAACCCCUAGUGGUUUUAUCAGGGGAUAUAGUGGGAUGUACCUGGACAAGGUUUUACACAUAUAACCAAAUAGUUAAUUCAUUAAAUUGUGAUUUUUUUUUAUCAACAGUAGUCUAAUUAAACAAGUUUUUCCAACGUUACCAAGAGACUGUUCAUGUUAUUUUGUUCACAGGUGCCAGAAAGAUUGAUCUAUAGUAUUUUAUAUAUCGAUAUGUCAGGCUUCUGUGAUUUUGCUGUGAUACAUUGUUAUCAAUUAUUUAUUUUGAAAUGUUAAAAGUGAAUUAAAUCAUUCGUUACCCAU
Messenger RNA from Mizuhopecten yessoensis (Yesso scallop), 4569 nucleotides. RefSeq names its product root phototropism protein 2-like. Gene Ontology annotation, molecular function: protein binding. Bases 552 to 2354 code for a protein of 600 amino acids. The record is from RefSeq and is a predicted model, not a curated record. The transcript is spliced from 3 exons. NCBI's taxonomy places the organism in Eukaryota, Metazoa, Mollusca, Bivalvia, Pectinida, Pectinidae.